AUGGCGGCGCCCGUGCUGCGGGUGUCGGUGCCGCGCUGGGAGCGGGCGGCCCGGUGCGCCGUGUGCGCCGCCGGCAUCCUGCUCUCCCUGUACGCCUACCACGUGGAGCGCGAGAAGGAGCGGGACCCCGAGGCGCGGGCCCUCUGCGACCUGGGGCCCUGGGUGCGCUGCUCCGCCGCCCUCUCCUCCAGAUGGGGUCGAGGAUUUGGUCUUUUGGGGUCCAUCUUCGGAAAGGACAGUGCAAUAAACCAACCAAACAGUGUUUUUGGACUUAUAUUUUAUAUACUACAGCUGUUACUUGGCAUGACAGCCAGUGCAGUUGCAGCUUUAAUCCUCAUGACCUCCUCGAUAGUGUCUGUGAUAGGGUCCCUGUACCUGGCGUACAUUCUGUACUUUGUGCUGAAGGAAUUUUGCAUUCUUUGUUUUUUCACAUAUAUGCUGAACUUCUUUCUCCUUAUCAUCAACUACAAACGACUCGUUUACUUGAAUGAAGCCUGGAAACGGCAGCUGCAGCCUAAACAGGACUGAUCCAGCCUGGAGAGCUCUCAACGGACCGUCUGGAGACCCUUUGUCCAUUCAGUUUAUUUUGCAGUAAUUUUUUUUUAUUCUUCAUAUCAGACACUUUUCCCUAAGAAUCUUAAACUGAUUUUUAAAAAAAAAAAUCCUGUUAAUUAGAAGGGGCCCUAUCUAUUUUCUGUGUCAAUCUUCCGUUUGACUAUGGAUACAAAAGAGGAUACUCCGAGCCAAUCAAAGACAAGCUUUAACUUUCCUUUGAAGAUGUUUCUGAAAUAACAAAGUAUAGUUUUUUCUCCCCAAUCCCCAAUUGUCAAGUGAAGCAACAGUUGCUAGUAAUUCUCUUACAUGUAUAAAUUCAGUUUCAGGUAUUAAAAAUGUGAUCAUGACAUGAAAAUAUUUUAGAAUAGAUACUGUAUUAAAUAUUGCCAUGUUUACAGUAUGUAAUACAUUUUUAGCCGAUGGAUUGAAACAUGUAGAUUCAACUAGAAUCCAUUUAUGUGAUAUUGUCAAUAAAGGUAGAAAUAUUGGAUCCAUCCCUGCAGAGCUUACUCUACAGUUUAGUUUAAAGUGUAGCAAUGAAGAAUUUUCAGCUCGUAGUUGACUAAUAGUGGAAGGAGUCAGGAAGCCCCUCCGGGUGGGUAGCAUCUCAACAAAAGCACUAGUAGCCGUGGCUGCCAGACUAACCAGCCUCACGGACCCUCAGGGUGUUGGUCCACUUCCCUGCACCUCUUCUCUGAGGAAGAAACUGAAGUUGAAAGAAGGCCCCAGUCAAGUUUAUGUGAAGUCAUGAAAUGGGACUGACUGUUACUGACACAGGAUGAGUGACCAGACCUGGCCAUGAGGAAGGUGUCUCUGGGCGGGGAAGGAUGGGAAAAGGGGGGUGGGGUUGGUGAUAUUAGCUUAAGGGUCCUUAAGGGCUUCAUUUCUUCCAACAGUUGAGUUUUCCUGCAGACAUUUUUCAUUUGAAUUGGUGCCAGACAGCCAAGCAGUGUUAUGACUCAUUGGUAAUAGGUGUGUCAGUAAGCCCAAGGACUGCAAAGGAGGAUUGAGGUCCUGUGUAGCUCCAGAGGGAUUUUCCGAGUGGAUGAGUUCUGCACUAACUAAAGAGACAUAGGAUGAUCUGGUUUAGAAUCUCUGAUUUGUACUGUAUUUAGAAGUGAACUUUAGGCCUGACACCCUGCACUUCUCACAAGAGAUUCAGUCUGCUUAGAAGGGAAAAGAAAGUUUUGUAGGUACUGAAGGGAGGGAGGCUCCAGGAGCGCUGGCAUGGCAACCUUUCUAAGAGCCAUUGAAAGUGUAGGGUGAAGAAGUUUUUAAAAAGCUGAUCUGAAUAAAUCCAAUGGAAAUUGUGACAGUGUGUUUCUAUGGUCAACAUCCUAAAACAGAAUAUUAAAAGUGCCUUCUGUCUUCAAUCCUUAAACCAAAUAUUUUGUGUGUUGAACUCAGCAGGCAGAAAAGUGUCCUUGUUUUUUUUUUUUCCCCCCCCCCCCCCCACGUGAAUGGAAUAGAAAAACUCUAAGUCUCUAGAAAAGCACCGCAUGUGGUCAUUCUGGUCCUUCAGCUGAGUAGUAGCAAUAGCAUUGGUUCCAGUUCUAUUAGCCAUCGUGUCCAAGUGUAGCUGACCGGACUUGAGGAAUUAACAAAUGAAGCUGGAGGGCAGAGCAGGCUUAGAAGGUCAAAAUCUGCAGAGUCGGCAACAGUGGGGUAAUUUUUGUCAGCUAAAAUCUCUCAGUUCAUGAAAUCAGUAGCGUUUUGUGCCCUCCAAACAGGUAUAUUAGGGAUCUGGAUGUAUACUCUAAGCUACAAACCAAUUUAUUUAAAAAUGGCGUAAUCCAUUUGGAACAAAAACUUCCUUUUCCUGUGAAUGUGAAUGUUUAAAGAACAAAUUUCUUCUCUGAAUUUCUUGUACUCUAAUGGUUUAAGAACACUAGGAGAAUGAUGAUGCUUGAACAUCAAUGAUCUUUUUGGAGGAGAGUAUUGAUAUAUUUGUGAAAAAUAGUUUCAGUUUUGCUAAGGCAAUACAGUGAAAUUCCCUUUUCUAAGAUUUGGGAGGAGACGGGCUAAUGAUUAAGAGCGCUGUGGUGAAAUUCCAUCAGUUCAAAAGCACUCCAAACGUUCCUGUCCCAACUGGAGACCGUUUCCCACCACAUUUUGUGUGAACCAUUGGUGUACACUUCAAACUUCUCUUGCUGUUCAGGUCUCUCUCAGACAGCUUGAACUUUGACGAGAGGACACGAGUCUAACAUUCAACUGGGACCCUUCUGGCUUUCCUUUCUUUUCCUCUCAUAAGCCUUAGGGGAAACACCACUGGUUAAGAUAUUGUAUAGAAGUUAUUUUAAUACAUUCCUGUGACUAGUAGACUUAGAAAAGAGAUGAAUAUGUGCUGCUUGAUGUACAAGCUUAUCAUUCAUUGUAAACUGUCUCUGUAAGCACCAGGACUCAUAGUAAGAAUAUUGAUUUCAUGAUUUUUUUUGCUCUUGAUUGACCCUGCCCUGCACCCCCCCCCCCCCCAUAAAAGCCACCAUAUUUGUCAAAUGUAAAUGUUGAUGUAGACUGGAAAAGCAUUUUGGAUUGGAUGUUUUGUUUUAGCCUGUUAACUUGAUUUGCCAACAUCUUUGAAGAAUGGGUUAGGGAAAAGAUAAUUUUAAAAACUCCUAGCUUUUUUUUUUUUUAAGCAGGGUCUUUUGUAUUUCAUGUCAUUGGUGAAUUGACUCAGAACAAAUGAAGAUCUCUUAACAUGCUUUUUGUAAGUCUUGAAUGUAAUUUGAUAAAAUAGUUAAAUGUGGUGGGAUUAUAAAUUCUAGGGGGUCUGGGGGAGGUUUGGGAUUGUUUUUUUUUUCUUUCCCCUUUCUGUUUUUGUCGUCUGAUGUCGUUUGAGGUGAAAACUUUUUCUCUUCUGGUGAAAUAGCUCAGGGUUAACCAGUUGUGUGCCAGGAAUUGUACUUGUAUUUCAUGCAACUUCUCAUUAAAUCCGUUACUACUAAGAGUCCCAAAGUGUGUGGACUUGACUAUUUUCAGACAGAAGAGCAAAAAAUUAAUAAAAAAUUGGCUGCCAGAAAUCUUAGGGUUUCGUGGGUUACAGACACAUAGGAUAAGGCAGAGAGGUAGAAAAUGACGAAGACUAAACCCUGACCGGCUUCAGCUCUCAUGGUUUUAUGUCGCCAUGGACGAGCAGAAAGCAUCAAGAGUCUUCAUUUCUUGUAGAAUCUGGAAUCUGUGCUACUUGCUUGUGAUGGCAUUGGAAAGUUUUGGAGGAAAUUCUCAGACUGACAGUUAUUAUUGGCUGGACAAGUUCAGCUGAAGAUCAGUGUUAGACCAAUACCACAGAUUUAAAGGGGACAAACACUUUCCCUCCUCCCACCUUUGAUGCCUCUUUGAAGGAACAACUCGCAUCUGAAAGGGGCAACGUGAACACCGACCUCCCUUGACCAUCAGAACUGUCCCGUCUCGAUGCUUCAGCCAGCCAUAGGGGCUUUGAACUUUGGUGGACUAAACCUCAAUAAAUCAUCUGAUAAACCGUGACUCUGGUUUGGCCAACCUUGUUUAAUUAAACGUGAUCUUUACAUUAGUUCAGAGAAGGUGGAAUGUUCCAUUUCUGUAAAACUGGCUUAAAGCAUGGCCUUAGUAUUCGUCACGGGUCGAUCUGUGUAGUGCAUUCCAUCGGAAAUAUUUAUUACUACUGCUUUAAUCUCCAAAGUAAACAUUCAUUUAAAGCAGAGGCACCAGGCAAAUAUUCCUCUGAACAACAUUGAUAGAUAUAUUCUGUGAAAGACAUGUGGGACACAAUUUUUCUAACUGGUAGAAAAAAGACAAUAACCCUGUAAAUAUGUAAGAAUGCUUAUUUGUUGCACAUAACUUUUUGGUAUAAAAUAAAUGUCAACAUUUCCUGUGGAA
Molecule: messenger RNA, 4410 nt
Organism: Vombatus ursinus (common wombat)
Lineage: Eukaryota; Metazoa; Chordata; Mammalia; Diprotodontia; Vombatidae
Gene: VKORC1L1
Product: vitamin K epoxide reductase complex subunit 1 like 1
Exons: 3
Coding region: 1-528 (175 amino acids)
Biological process (GO): vitamin K metabolic process; peptidyl-glutamic acid carboxylation
Molecular function (GO): vitamin-K-epoxide reductase (warfarin-sensitive) activity
Source: RefSeq, a predicted model, not a curated record